AUGAGCACCCUCGAAGAGCUGCUGUUUGGAUUGCUCUGCAGAGGGAAAAUGUGCCAAAGAAAAGGCUUGGAGAAUCACACCGUUGGAUCUGGAUUCGUUCUUCUGGCAUUCUGUGACCACUCCAACCUGCAGGGCCUGUGCUUCCUGGUGUUCCUGCUCAUCUGCCUGGUGGUGCUGGCAGGGAACAGCCUGGUUGCCCUCCUCACUGUGCUGGACUCCAGCCUGCACAGCCCCACGGACUUCUUCCUGAGGAACUUGUCCUUCCUGCAGGUCUGCUACACCUCCGUCACUCUGCCAAAAAUGCUGCUGUGUCUCCUGAGGGCAGAUGGCAGGAUCUCCUUCCCUGGCUGUGCUGCCCAGCUGUAUUUCCUGGUUCUGCUGGGCAGCACCCAAAGCCUUCUCCUGGCUGCCAUGGCCUACGAGUGCUGCAUGGCCGUGUGCCACCCCCUGCCCUGUCCCCUGGCCAUGAGCAGGGGGCUCUGCACCAGGCUGCUGCUGGGCUCCUGGGGGGCUGUGGCACCAGUGCAGGUAGGACAGACCUACCAGCUGUUCCCUUUGCCCUUCUGUGCAUCCCAUGACCUUCCUCACUUCUUUUGUGACGUCCCCCCACUGCUGGACCUGGCCUGUGCAGACACAUUCUGGAACCAAGUGGGGCUGCACACCAUCACCCUGGUUUUUAUAAUCCUUCCCUUCUGCUUAAUAGUUCUGUCUUACACUCAAAUCAUCAGGGCAAUUCUGAAAACCCCCUCAGUUCUGGGCAGGCACAAAGCCUUUUCCACCUGCUCCUCACACCUCGGAGUGUUGACACUCUUCUAUGGCUCAGCCACAGUCAUCUACUUAAAGGGACACUCGAGAGAUUCUGGAGAUCCUGACAAAUACUCUGCCCUGUUUUGCACAAUU
Molecule: messenger RNA, 900 nt
Organism: Neopelma chrysocephalum (saffron-crested tyrant-manakin)
Lineage: Eukaryota; Metazoa; Chordata; Aves; Passeriformes; Pipridae
Product: olfactory receptor 10AG1-like
Exons: 1
Biological process (GO): G protein-coupled receptor signaling pathway
Cellular component (GO): membrane
Molecular function (GO): G protein-coupled receptor activity; olfactory receptor activity
Source: RefSeq, a predicted model, not a curated record